AUGGCGGUCAGCAUCAUGGCGGCUUGUUGUCGAGCGUCUGUUCUGUCUCUCUCCCUCCUUGCCUGCUUCCUUCAGGUCGUCAUCCAUGGACAAGUGUUUCAGGCUCCUCAGACCCACGAUGUGUUCCUGCGGUCCAAACGGGCCAACAUGUUCCUGCUGGAGGAGAUCCUGCAGGGGAACCUGGAGCGCGAGUGUUACGAGGAGCUGUGCAACUACGAGGAGGCCCGCGAGUACUUCGAGGACAACGACAAGACGUACGCCUUCUGGACUGUUUACCAAGAUGGGGACCAGUGUCAGCCCAACCCCUGCCUCCACGGGGGGAACUGCACCGACAAGGUGGGGGGGUUCCACUGCUCCUGCACCGCCCCCCACCACGGACCCCUCUGUGAACUGGGAGCACCGCACAAGCCGGAGGGUCACGUGACCUCCGCGCCACAAAUCAUCAGAGAAAUCUCCGAGUGUCCGACUGACGGUCCAAAAGCUUGUCACCAGAUGUGCACGGUGUCCCACCACACCAUCACCUUCACCUGCUCCUGCGUGUCAGGAUUCAAACUACAGACUGACGGACGCAGCUGCCUGCCUGAAGUGGAGUUUCCCUGUGGACGACUUCCUGGCAAGUUCAACACAACCGCCUCUGUAUGUCACCAUGGAAACUGUCCCUGGCAGGUGUCCCUGGUGAACAGCAGUAGGGUGGAGCUCUGUGGUGGCGUGGUGUUGGGUCGACGCUCUGUCCUGACCGCCGCCCGCUGCCUCUUCCUGGACCCAGGAUCCGGCUUCUAUCCCUCCAACUACUUCGUGGUCUCCGGCGAUAAGAAGACGCUCAUCCCUGUCCGGGCUCUGUACGUACACGACCGUUUCCAUACAGAUCACCACGACAAUGACCUCGCCCUCCUCGAGCUGGCCGGCCCCUUGCCCUUUAGCUCCACCCUCAUACACCUCUGCCUGCCCCCUAAGGACUUCAGCGAAAACAUCCUGAUGCAUCCUGGGAGGACGGGCGUCGCCGUGAGACGGGGGGUCGGUGCGACCAAGACGUUAGUCUACAUGACGCUGGAGGAGUGUCGCCGUCAGCUGAAUGUUUCGCAUCCGCUCAGUAACAAAAUGUUCUGCAUGAGGAACCCAACUGGCGCCCAAGGAAGAUCAGCUGGACCUAUAGGGAACCCAACUGGUGCCCAAGGAAGAUCAGCUGGACCUAUAGGGAACCCAACUGGUGCCCAAGGAAGAUCAGCUGGACCUACAGGGAACCCAACUGGCGCCCAAGGAAGAUCAGCUGGACCUACAGGGAACCCAACUGGCGCCCAAGGAAGAUCAGCUGGACCUACAGGGAACCCAACUGGCGCCCAAGGAAGAUCAGCUGGACCUACAGGGAACCCAACUGGCGCCCAUGGAAGAUCAAUUAGACCUUCAGGGAACCAAAACGGCGCCAUGGGGAGGCUGAAUAAACAAACAGUGAACCAGAACCGAACCCAAAAUGGGAAAAAUGGAGCAGACAGCUACAACAGCAGGAGUCACAAGCCCUCCGAAGGCAACAGGAACGCGAGGUCAAAGGUCAGCGGCGGGCAAUGUGGCGGUCAGUUGCAGGGGACGCCUGUUGCCACAGUACAGAAAGGGACAGCUUUUCUGACCGGGCUGUUGCUGUCAUCGUCUGCAGGCUGUGAUGGGGGCGGCGGUCUGGUGUUCACCAAACUUUCCCGCUACAUGAGCUGGAUCAGACCGAGGCUGCAGGCCGCAGAGGACCACAUGACCCCCCAAGUCAGCGUGUAUCCUGAGAAUCCCUAACAGCCCGCCCCCCGCCGCCAUCUUUAAAACUAUGUUUAAAAAAAAAACCAACUUUUCAUCAUCAAACUCCACGUUCACUAAAAAUCUCUUCAAUGGACCAAACUUUCAGUUCCUUAACUGCAAAACAUUUUCCCACAGUAAACGUUUGUGCUGAUGUGCAACUUUACGUUUUCUUUCUUGGUUUGUUAUUGAGAGCCAGGUUCUUUGAUUUAUUUGAUUUGGUGAUGAUCUUGGUGCCAGCAGAACCAGGGUCUGGUCUGGUCUGGUCUGGGCGAGCAUUCGGCACCAAAGCUGUGAGCAUCAGGGGGAUUUACAGCUUGGAACAACCUCAGUAUGUUUUAUUCUGCCUAACUUCCUGUUUAGAAGAGAACUUUAUCACAUUAUGGGAGUAAAAAGGCGAUGUCAUGGGGAAAAGAGGUUUGUUUUGGCUUUUACUACAGGACAGAAACAUAACUUUGACAAUAAAACCUUAUUUUACAAUCACAUUUCAGAGGUAUCCAAACUGUAAUGUUGUGAUGACGCGUAUA
Micropterus dolomieu (smallmouth bass) is the source of this 2303-nucleotide messenger RNA. RefSeq names its product protein Z, vitamin K-dependent plasma glycoprotein b (gene prozb). The record is from RefSeq and is a predicted model, not a curated record. Bases 1 to 1776 code for a protein of 591 amino acids. Gene Ontology annotation, cellular component: extracellular region. NCBI's taxonomy places the organism in Eukaryota, Metazoa, Chordata, Actinopteri, Centrarchiformes, Centrarchidae. Gene Ontology annotation, biological process: proteolysis. Gene Ontology annotation, molecular function: serine-type endopeptidase activity; calcium ion binding. The transcript is spliced from 8 exons.